AUGUUGAAGUUAUCGAUAUCGCGAAAGAAAGUAUUCUUGGCGUGCCUUGCAGGCCUUCUAUCAUAUUUCAGCUGUUUUUUAUAUAAGAAGCUUUCGACCGGUGUAGCUCAAGCAGAUGCUCAGAAGACAGUGGAAUCUGAAAGAUACAGUACAACUCAAUUAUACUCCCACACGGACUUUUCACUGCUUGGACUAAAACUUCUUGCUGACACUGGAAUGCAAUCCAGAAAUAUUCAUAAGCAGAGAGCCUACAGUAUGGAAGCUUUAGAAGAACUUUACAGUGUCGAGCCAACCAGCAAAAGUGAGAUGAAAAGGAGGGUCGCGAAGGCGGUCUUCUUGUCGAACAGGGUUGACCUCAGUACCUUUAAAUCACUUCAUUACAUUGAUUUAGGAGCACGGACUCAUUCAUCCAGCAUUCUUUGGUUUAAAAGUCAUUACCCAAAAUUUAGCAAAGACUUCCAAAUUACUGCUUUCGAAGCAGACCCAAGUUACAGCAUCGAGUACGAGGAGCUGCAUGACAUAGACUUUCAUAAUUUAGCAGUUUGGACUAAAAAUGAAACUUUGAGUUUCGGUGGCAAAAUGGGUCGAGUCCGAAGUGGAGCCAAGUGUAAGAACAAGUGCAAAGAGGAGGGGAGUUAUACAGUCCGAGCUAUAAAUUUCUCUGAGUAUUUACUCCGUCACGUCAACCCAAGGGAUUUUGUCGUGAUGAAAAUGGACAUUGAAGGAGCGGAAUAUAAUGUAGUACCUCAUAUGCUCAGUAACGGAGUUUUUAACUUAAUCGAUGAAUUCUUUCUUGAAGGUCAUACAAUGACAUUGAGCAAGCUUGAAGAAGUAAGACAUCGCAAAUACGAACAUAUUAUAAAUAUGCUGAAGACAAUUCGAAGUCUUGGUGUGUGGGCCCAUGAAUGGUUCUGA
Molecule: messenger RNA, 915 nt
Organism: Bathycoccus prasinos
Lineage: Eukaryota; Viridiplantae; Chlorophyta; Mamiellophyceae; Mamiellales; Bathycoccaceae
Exons: 1
Coding region: 1-915 (304 amino acids)
Source: RefSeq, a predicted model, not a curated record